AUGAUGACGCUCGGGGACGGGCACUACAACGGCAUGUUCUUCAACUUCAUGGCCCACAUCAACCGAACGGCCUGGGAGAGCAAGAAGAAUUUCACGGUGGUCAACAUGGCGCUGGACACGCUCGCACACCAGGCCUGCACGGGCCUCCGGGAGCGGCUGUUGAUGACCCGCCUCCAGUGGGAGGAGCACUACGUGGAGGAGAUCACCGAAGAGCCGCCGCCGCCAGAGCGCUCGACCUUCCUCGGGCGCCUCAGGAGAGCAGGUUCACCACGCCCCCGCCUCCGACCAUCCGCCGCGAGCUGCGCAACAGGACACUCUCGGCGGGCGCGCUGCUGCGCUGCGUGA
Prorocentrum cordatum is the source of this 345-nucleotide messenger RNA. NCBI's taxonomy places the organism in Eukaryota, Dinophyceae, Prorocentrales, Prorocentraceae. The record is from the annotation of a GenBank genome assembly.